AUGUUGCCUACACCUCCACCGUCUCCAUUGUUAUCAGGACUGUGCGCGCCAGAAGAUCGACUUGGCCUUGUCUUAGCCGACUGGCUGGAGCUAACAGGUAUUCUGGGAGUGGGAGCAUAUGGCGUCGUCUAUACUGCCGUUGACGUUCACACGAAUGUUCCUUAUGCGGUCAAGGCCUUGAACAAGAUUGGUCUGGAUCCACGGCAGCGGAGUUUCCAGCAACGGGAGAUCCAAUUACAUCAUGCGGCCAGCCAUCAUCCAAAUGUGGUCUCCCUCGUCAAGAUAAUGGAUUCCUACGACUGCACCUUUGUAGUCCUUGAAUUCUGCCCCGAAGGUGAUCUGUUCUCCAGCAUCACGGAAAAGGGCCAUUACCUCGGCAAUGAUUUCAUGGCCAAGAGUGCAUUUCUCCAGAUAUUGAACGCUGUUGAGUUUUGUCAUUCCAUUGGCAUCUAUCACAGGGAUCUCAAACCGGAGAACAUCCUGGUCUCCAACGGUACUGUCAAACUUGCGGAUUUUGGCCUUGCGACUCAGCAACCUUGCACGGACGACUUCGGUUGCGGUUCUACUUUCUACAUGUCACCAGAAUGUCAAGCAACACCUGCAGGCCCUGAACCUUACCUGUGGCCGCAAUCCGUGGAAACGGGCGGCCAUGGACGAUUCGACUUUCAGGGCUUACCGGAAUAA
Molecule: messenger RNA, 684 nt
Organism: Letharia columbiana
Lineage: Eukaryota; Fungi; Ascomycota; Lecanoromycetes; Lecanorales; Parmeliaceae
Exons: 3
Coding region: 1-684 (227 amino acids)
Biological process (GO): autophagy; peptidyl-serine phosphorylation
Cellular component (GO): cytoplasm
Molecular function (GO): protein serine/threonine kinase activity; ATP binding
Source: RefSeq, a predicted model, not a curated record